CUGAACAGGGCGAGGCUCAGGACUUAAACUCUCUUUUUUCCAGCAGUCUUCUUUCUGUUUGCAGCUCUCAGGUGAACUCAGACGUUUAUUCCUGUCUUUGAGUUGCAAGUCGCAGAGAGGCAGAAUGAAUUUAAAUCUUAGCGACGCUUUAGACGAAAAGCCCGCCUGGCCAAAUCAACCUUCUGGCAACUCCAUGUGGUCGGGAGAGAAUCCAUCCGGUCCCAGAGGGAGUGGAAGUAACCCCGCCCCCGUCUGGCAGGGAGGGAGUGGAAGUAACCCCGCCCCCGUCUGGCCAGAAGGGAGUGGAAGUAACCCCGCCCCCGUCUGGCAGGGAGGGAGUGGAAGUAACCCCGCCCCCGUCUGGCCGGAAGGGAGUGGAAGUAACCCCGCCCCCGUCUGGCAGGGAGGAAGUAACCCCGGCCCAGUCUGGCCGGGAGGGUCAGCCGCUCCUCAACCUUCUGCUCCUGGAGGUUGGCCCCAUCCUUCUCCAGGACCUGGACCUGGACAGAAUCUGACAGUUCCCUAUAAUCAGAUGCUGCCAAAUGGAGUUUUCGACAAACUGCUCAUCACCGUCGCUGGAACAGUCAAGCCCAACGCUGACAAGUUCACACUGGACUUUAAUACAUCAGUCGGUGACCUAGCCUUCCACUUCAACCCGCGCUUCAACGAUCAAGGCAAGAAGGCGAUUGUUAGGAAUUCUUGCAUCGGUAAGAAGUGGGGCAAAGAGGAGAGAGAGAUGCCAAACUUUCCCUUCGUUCAGGGUCAACCUUUUGAGAUAAAGAUCUUGUGCACCAACACAGCAUUCAAGGUGGCCGUCAACAACAGUCACCUGCUGGAGUACAGACACCGGAUCAUGGACCUGAGAAACAUCAACAGACUCAACAUCUACAACGACAUCACUCUGUCCAACUUCAAGAUGGAGACCCUUCCCUGAGAUCCCUGAUCCAGCAGAGAUCUACUGGGGAUCCACUAGAGAUCUACUGUUGAUCUAUCAGAGAUCUACUGAGGAUUUGCCAGAAAUCUAAGGGGAAUCCAAGAGUGAUCUACUGGGGACCUACCAGAGAUCGCCUGGGGAUUUAGUCUCAUCCAUAUCUGAGGUAGAUUCUCUUUGGAUCCACAUGAGAUUCUCUCCCAACAGGAUCAUUGUCAUGUUUAAAAUUCAGAGAAUCCACAGUAGAUUCUCAAUAGAUCUACAGGAACUACAAAAUAAGAUAACUUGUAUUACACAAUUGCCUGUGAUCAACAGUAGAUCUACAGUAGAUCCUCUCGUAGUAGUUUUCCUCUGCAUGUUUGUACUCUGGUAAAAAUAAAAAUAAAGGUUUAAUCUGUUGAA
Messenger RNA from Acanthochromis polyacanthus (spiny chromis), 1333 nucleotides. RefSeq names its product lectin, galactoside binding soluble 3b (gene lgals3b). The transcript is spliced from 7 exons. The coding region runs from base 125 to 934 and encodes 269 amino acids. Gene Ontology annotation, molecular function: IgE binding; carbohydrate binding; laminin binding. Gene Ontology annotation, cellular component: immunological synapse; nucleus. Lineage: Eukaryota; Metazoa; Chordata; Actinopteri; Pomacentridae. Gene Ontology annotation, biological process: positive chemotaxis; negative regulation of endocytosis; neutrophil chemotaxis. The record is from RefSeq and is a predicted model, not a curated record.